Molecule: messenger RNA, 951 nt
Organism: Entrophospora sp. SA101
Lineage: Eukaryota; Fungi; Glomeromycota; Glomeromycetes; Entrophosporales; Entrophosporaceae
Source: the annotation of a GenBank genome assembly
AUGAAUGAUUUACAAAUCGGAACAAGCAGAACCAGUAAUGGAAUUAUUGGUUUACCUUCUUCAACUGGAAUGGAAGUUGCACCAGAGGAACCUUUAAGAGCGAUAGUGAUUAAUAGACCUACUGCUCAAAUGAUUGAAACAUAUAGAUUACCAAAACCAAAAGAUCAAAUGUCAGAACAAGAAAUAAAUAAUUUAAUUAUGAGUCCUGUUCCACAAGGUCAAAAGGUUUUAUGUAAAAUAACUCGUAAAAGAGAUAAAUUUGGUAAAUUUUAUCCAUUAUAUGAACUGUUUAUUGAAGAACGAGACAACAAUGGCGAACAGAUAAGAACAUUUCUUAUGUCAGCUAGAAAGAAAAAGAAAAGUAAAAGCUCACAUUAUAUCAUUACCACUGAAAAAUUAACAAGCUCUAGCACACCUAAAACCAUUGUGGGAAGAGUUAGAUCUAAUUUUUUAGGAACAGCUUUUGUUAUAUAUUCACAUGGUAAAAAUCCAUUUAAGCAUGAACCAGAUUCGACGGACUUACCACUUAGAGAAGAAUUAGGAUCUGAUCCUAAUAUACUUGGAUUUAAAGGUCCACGUAAAAUGACAAUUUUAUUAAUAGGAAUGAUGAUAAGUGGUGAAAGACCUGAAUUUCGUCCCAAAGAAGAAUCAGAAACAUUAAUCGGUAAAUUUCGUAAUGGUGAUAAACGAGAUAUAUUAGUUUUACAUAAUAAAUCACCACAAUGGAAUGAAGAUACAAGAUCAUAUGUGCUAAAUUUUAGUGGUAGAGUAACUCUGGCAUCUGUAAAGAAUUUUCAAAUUGUACAUGAUAACGAUUUGGAUUAUAUUAUAAUGCAAUUUGGUCGUGUAUCAGAGGACUCAUUUACAAUGGAUUUUAUGUACCCAAUGUGUCCCAUUCAAGCUUUCGCAAUUGCUUUAACAAGUUUCGAUGCUAAACUUGCAUGUGAAUAA